Molecule: messenger RNA, 1592 nt
Organism: Impatiens glandulifera
Lineage: Eukaryota; Viridiplantae; Streptophyta; Magnoliopsida; Ericales; Balsaminaceae
Product: beta-amyrin 28-monooxygenase-like
Exons: 4
Coding region: 12-1454 (480 amino acids)
Biological process (GO): sterol metabolic process
Molecular function (GO): oxidoreductase activity, acting on paired donors, with incorporation or reduction of molecular oxygen; iron ion binding; monooxygenase activity
Source: RefSeq, a predicted model, not a curated record
UGGCAGAUGACAUGAAUCUUCUUAUGAUUUCCACCGUUUUCCUAACCAUUCUAUUGCCCAUCAUCUUGUUUCUCAUAAACAAUCAACGUAAGAGAUCACAUGAGAAUCAUCAUACAAAGGUACCACCUGGUUCUAUGGGCUUACCAGUGGUGGGGCAGAGCCUGACUCUCCUGUGGACGAUGAAAUCAAACACAGCCGACAAAUGGGUUUCCGACAGAGUAAACAAGUAUGGUGCCGUGUCCAAACUAAGCCUGUUUGGAAAGCCGACUGUCUUUAUCCACGGCCAGGCCGCAAACAAGUUCGUAUUUAGCAGCAGCAGUGAUCAGUUGGGGAACAGCCAGCCGGAAUCGGUGAAAACACUAAUGGGGGAACGGAACAUUCUAGAACUAAGUGGGGAGGAUCAUAAACGGCUGAGGGGCGCAAUUAUGUCGUUCUUGAAGCCUGAGUGUUUGAAGGAGUAUAUUGGAAAGAUGGACCAAGAAGUCCAAACCCAUCUUCAAACCCAUUGGACCCCCGCCGCGGAUACACAGAAAAGCAUCACGGUUGUUCCCCUGAUGAAGAACCUUACUUUCAACAUAAUAUGUUCUCUUCUAAUUGGGAUGGAACGUGGGUCAAGGAGAGAAGAGUUACUAAACUGUUUUCAGGAUCUAGUAGCUGGAUUGUGGUCACUACCCAUCAAUCUUCCCUUCACGCAAUACAGAAGAAGUCUCAAGGCCGGUGUCAAGAUCACUGACAUAAUUAAGGACCUCAUUCGUCAAAAGAAAGCAAAGCUGGCUGCUGCUGCGAAAGGAUCAACUAACGAGGACAUCAUCACUUCCUUGAUCAGCAGCAAAGUAUCCGACGAAGAGAUCAUUCACAACAUGAAGGCUAUCAUGAUUGCAGGCCAUGACACCUCUGCCACCGUCCUAACAUUCAUUAUUAGGCUCCUCGCCCGCGAUCCUGUCGUUUAUGAAACCCUUCUUCAAGAACAAGAAGAAGUAUCCAGAAGCAAAGGUUCACGGCUGCUGCUUACAUGGGAAGAUCUUGGGAAGAUGAAAUAUACAUGGAAAGUAGCUUUAGAAAUUAUGAGAUUGGUUCCUCCAGUCUUUGGAGGGUUUAGGAAAGCACUAAAAGAUAUUGAGUAUGAAGGUUUCCUAAUUCCCAAAGGAUGGCAAGUUUUAUGGGUAUCAAGCAUGACUCAUAUGGACAAUAAGAUAUUCCCAGAAGCAUCCAAGUUUGAGCCAUCAAGAUUUGAUAACCAAGGAAGCGUUCCACCUUACUGCUACAUUCCCUUUGGAGCAGGGCCUCGGGUAUGCCCAGGAUACGAGUUUGCUAAAAUUGAGAUUCUGGUCACAAUCCAUUACAUUGUCACCCGCUUCAAAUGGAAGUUAUGCUGCGACGAUAAUUUCUUUGGACGUGAUCCAUUGCCAAUGCCUACUCAAGGACUUCCCAUUCAAAUUGUUUCUAAGGAGUAGCUAGAAGAAGCUUACUACUAUACAUAUAUAUGCUAAUAAGUGAACAAACAAAUAGAUUAGGCUACCUCAAAGUAUUAUUAUACUUUUUUAUUGAAAUAUGUAUCAUAGGAAAUUCUGAUAAUGAUGUUACUUAUCAAU